This is a messenger RNA of Trichoplax adhaerens, 639 nucleotides long. RefSeq lists its product as uncharacterized. Gene Ontology annotation, biological process: transcription initiation at RNA polymerase II promoter. Lineage: Eukaryota; Metazoa; Placozoa; Uniplacotomia; Trichoplacea; Trichoplacidae. The transcript has 7 exons. The record is from RefSeq and is a predicted model, not a curated record. Gene Ontology annotation, cellular component: transcription factor TFIID complex. The annotation marks the transcript as partial. Gene Ontology annotation, molecular function: protein binding; RNA polymerase II general transcription initiation factor activity.
UUAAGAGCACAUAGUGCUGGAAUAACUUCAUGCUCCUUCAGUGACGAUGCCAGUUACCUUUUUACCGCCUCCGAGGAUGCAACUGUAAAAUUAUGGAAUACUGAAGACUUGAAGUGCCUUGUUACUUAUAGAGGACAUGUUUAUCCGGUUUGGGAUGUUGACACCAGUAAAUUUUUAGUUUACUUUGCGACCGCAUCUGCCGAUACAACGGCUCGCUUAUGGAGUACGGAAUUUACUCAUCCUUUGCGUAUAUUUGCUGGACAUUUGGAUAGUGUGAAUUGUGUUAGAUUUCAUCCGAACUGUAAUUAUAUCGCUACUGGAUCUGCUGAUAAAACCUGCCGAUUAUGGGAUAUCCAAAAUGGUCAAACAGUUCGUUUAUUUACUGGACAUAAAGGCGAUGUAAUGGCCAUGGCGUUCUCACCUAAUGGUAAUUACUUAGCAACUGCAGGAACAGAUAAUUCGAUAUAUUUAUGGGAUAUCUCCACAGGAAAACUUAUUCAAGAAUAUUCAGGGCAUACUUCGCCCGUAUAUUCCAUUUCCUUUAGCCCGUGCGGUACACAAAUAGCAUCAGGUGGAUUUGAAAAUUGUAUUAAAAUUUGGGAUGUAAACGGACCUAUACACGGGAGGUUCGAAGAGUAA